AUGACUACCACUCUGGAGUUCCCGAGUAACUGUUCCACCAAUGUCUACACCCUUAAUGAUUUUGGCGAGAUUGCUUAUAUUGUAUGCACAGUAGCAACUCCGCCGACCCAGGAUCCGUCAGCGUUUAUCGUCACCGCAGAGAAUACUCUUACUCGACUCCGGAAAACCGAGCGUCAAUUUAGAGAAGCAUCUAUCCUUGCGGCGUUGGAUGUUGAAGCUCGUCAGCUUUUCACCUUCUACAAGAAGGUAGAUAUUACUGCUCCGAAAGACCAAAAAACUUUGCUGUUGAAGUUUGGCUACGUCCUGCGGAGCAACACUUGUACAAUCGCAUACAAGACUGCUGCCCGCCUACCCGACUUGCUGAAACCAGAACACUCUCGGCUUUACCGACUGUUUAUUUCUGCAAUUGUUUCCAGCAUCAAGUUUCUCCCGAAUGGCGAAACUGCUCUUCAACCACUUGGCCGCAACAUGUAUUUGGUGGAGCAGACUCCAUCUGGUACCAAGAUUGACCAUCUUGACAAAACCAAGAAGUGGAUUCUCUACCGCAUUGAUCUGCAGGUAGUCCCCAGUGGCCAUAUCAUCCUGACAAUCGCAAAGGAUGGCGCAUUCUCAUUCUUUCGUAUCCAAGAAUGUGUUACCAAGCUAAAGUGGAAUGGCACCAAAAACUCUGAUUCAAUUGCCAUAUACCUCGCACCUGUCGGGCGCAUUGCACGAUUGAGCCGAUCAAACAUCCUCAACAAGACAAACCUUAUUGGUACCUCUGGCAAGCAGAACAAUGGCGAAAGUCUACUUUCUGAUGCACGAAGAGAAGCCUGGCAAGAGCUACUACCAUCCUGGCUCAAGGAGCACACGGAUACUAGCAUCGAAGAAAUGGAAGGUGGCUGGAUUGAGAUUGAAGUGCCUAUAGAGGAGGUUGAUCAAGUCUCCAACGACAGUCAGCAAGAUCUUACAACUUCAGAUAUAGUCAACUGCGACUCGAUCACUUGGAGGACAAUCUUCUGGCCUGCAGGCCUGUGCUUUGUUUUCAGCGAUGAGGAUCCUAUCGUAGAGGAGGAUACUGACGUUGGCCAAGAUCCAAUGCAAUUUGUGCAGGAUUGGAUCCUUGGAACGGGCGGCGGUACGUCAAAUGCCGAAGGCGGACGCCAAAGUGUGAUGGAUGAAGAUGAUGAACCACUAUUUGCUGAUGAAGGUGCAUUUGACGAUCCAGUGCACUUUCAUCCGUUCGGACCUCCAGCCUUUGGCUCUAGCCAACCAAUUUAUCCGACUCCGCCUGACGUUGGAAUGAUACAUCCUACGCCAGGCUUUCCAUCUGUUGACGGGAUGGCUCUAACACCGGCGAAUUUCCCUCGUGGACCUGCUGAGAGGUCUCAACCGCCGGAUGAGGACAUGGCGGAUUUCGAAGAUGCGCACACAUCAAGCGGACUACAGGGACUCUAUGACGAAGACCUUUUCGAGGAGAAUCCGGAUGAUAAUCUGUGUGCGGAGACUAAUGGUGACGAGCCAAAUUGGGAUUUCUUCGAUGGUCCAGGUAUCAACCCGAAGCCUGCGCGCUCUGCAAGCCACGGGCGGAAUGAAGAGUCGGUGACGCGCAGCGACACCCAGCCAGCGAUGGCGGAAGCAAAUAAUGACACCGAUGGUCAAGGUGCCGCUUCUCAGAAUCCAGCCAUUGCGAAGAGCGAAAAUUUGCACUUUAACGCUGCACCCAAGAUACCUGCAAGCACAAAGUCGCCCCAAACCCGAGACCAAAUUGAGCAGCCGGACAGUCUCCUGCAGGCAAAAAGCAGGCUGACACCCCAACCUCCGUCCAAACGGGGUCCUCCUUUGUGGAAACCCGAAUUCGCCACAGAUCCCACCAUUAGUGUGGUUUCCGGCCGUCGGUCAAGCCUGUACGAUGGUCUACGCUCACUCCCGUCCGUAUCGACGCAUGACAGCAGAUACGGCGCGGACGGAGAUUAUUGGUUUGAUCCAACGCUAGUUCUUUCCAACGUAAAGAGCUAUGCGAAGCCAAAUCCGCUGUUUCAGAAACCAGUAUCAAGUCCAUCAGACAGCGACAGUUUGAUGACCAGUUCCAGCAAUUCGCCAGAUCCAGCAUCUCAGCAAAAUACGGCCCAUGUGCCGUUCAGACAGUGGACUGAGUAUCACCACCCAUCGCCGACUGCUGCCAAUCGCCAAAGCGAGAUCGACAAGAAGUCAAUUUAUCAAGACGUACAGCAGAUACUAGGAUUUCUGAAGCUUGGUUUGAUAGAACAUCCGACAUUGUCUGAUUUCCGGUUAGAUGAGCCCGAUUCUCGCAAGAUCCCUCCGACGUCGCCACAGAAGUUCCUGCAAAUUGCCAACGUCUUAGUUGAGCAGAUGUCUCAGACGUCUUUACUACCUCAGGGAGAGUACCAGAGUGAGAUGCAGACUCUCUUCCAGGAUCAAAUGGAUGUAAAUGUUGAUUUGAGCGGUAUCAAAACCUCUGCGACUCCAUCAACUGUGUUUCAACUUAUCAACCUCAAAGCUGACCACAACAAUGGCAGAGUCCAAGGGAAGGUAAUAAGAAUCCAACCGGACCAGAUUCGCGUGCGACGGACGGAACGGCCACUUACCGCUUCUAUAUCUAUCUUGAACUUCUGGGAUACGUUGAACCUUCAGCCUGAAAGCGGACUGAAAGAUGUGACAGCUUUUUGUAUUCAUCCAGGUCUGGCAAAUGUAACAGAGGGAUGUCUCAGUUUGCUGCAGCGGCUUGCAGAAACUUACAACUCUUGUUCACUGGGAGCUUUUACGAUCGGUCAACUUCCUGGUCUCACAGACACUGGAUUGAUAUCAUGGGUGCCGAAUGAUGUGGGUGAACGCAACCUCCUCCAAACAUGCAAAUUGGUCGGCACCACUCUCGCAACUGCUUCCAAUAUAAAGGGCACUGUCCUUGUCUGUAUGAUUGGCAGAAGUCAAAGCGCGACUGCGUACUUGGAGACGUGCAUUGCAUUCUUCAGCCUUUUUGAAUCAUUUACAGAGGCCCGAACGGACAUCCAGGGCGUGUCCGAUAUUGCUUUGCAAGUCGUUCCACAAAAUUUUGUCGCCAAUGCGGAGGCCUUGGUGAUCCCUUCUCAAACAGCCUAUAUCCGGCUGGCCAUCGAGGUCUACAAUCGGCUCCCGCCACCCAAUUUUCCCGCCUCCCCAGCUACCUGUAGCUCGGCCGUGGUGUUGUCAAAAUCGGAAAAUUCGGUGCAUUUGCAAAUGACGCCAACAUACGGCUCGCCUCUGGAAAAGAACGGACCGUGCCUUCAUCUCGCAUACUCUGUUAGCCUUGACAACAGGUGGAUUACUGCAGCCUGGACGGACGAGUUAGGACGGGUUGCACUUACCAUGUCCUACUGUCUGCGUGUCCGACAGUCGGGGAAGAGCCGGCCUCUGCACGACAUAUUCCGAGAGAUGUGGGACGUGUCCCAAGACCUUAUGAGCAAAGUUCGUGGGCCGUGGCGAUUGGCAAUUGUCAGGCACGGGUACUACGAACAAUCAGAGCUGCUCGACUGGCAUCAAAUUUUCGACAAUUCCCCCUCCUUGCAGAAACGAUGUCUGCUGGUGCUUCUCUCUGUCCAGGUCGCUCCAGAGCUAGAAAUCUUCCUACCCCCUAAUCACGGGAAGACCGCCCAGACGGGGACACAGAACCUAUAUGGGACACCUGCUUCGACGCCACAGGGCAGUAUGACAUCUCCUGAACAGACUGUGCCAGCGACUCCAACGCCCGGCGGCAGCUCCUUCAUGAACGCCCCCACACCUUCCGAUCCUGGGUUUGAUCUGAAUGCUGAGAGCGAUCUCACACUCCUGGAUCCUUCCGAGGAAAGCUGUGCCGUCAUCUUACCCUACGGGGUUAACCAGACGAGGAGUUUGAUCGAGCUUCGGCCUUCGCAAGUCACGGGCUAUCUCAUGAAACGUAAAGGGGCGAAGUGGGAGGGCGGAUACAAUAUGAUUGAGUUCAGCCUAAUCACCUCGACGCUCCAGAUAUCGAACACAUCCAGCGAAACGUCGCCAGACGAGUUGCUUGAAGAUUUGAUCAAACAGUAUCGCGGGCUUGUGACUCUUGGGGCUACUCGAGGCUGCGUGGAUCCAAACCGCGAAUGCCUCCCCUGGCAUAUUGCCACGGCCAUCAGAGGUGCUCGGCUGCUGGGGCAGGUCAUGUAG
Molecule: messenger RNA, 4161 nt
Organism: Cladophialophora psammophila CBS 110553
Lineage: Eukaryota; Fungi; Ascomycota; Eurotiomycetes; Chaetothyriales; Herpotrichiellaceae
Exons: 2
Coding region: 1-4161 (1386 amino acids)
Biological process (GO): regulation of transcription by RNA polymerase II
Cellular component (GO): mediator complex
Molecular function (GO): transcription coregulator activity
Source: RefSeq, a predicted model, not a curated record